This is a messenger RNA of Ascochyta rabiei, 489 nucleotides long. RefSeq lists its product as uncharacterized. Bases 1 to 489 code for a protein of 162 amino acids. The transcript has a single exon. The record is from RefSeq and is a predicted model, not a curated record. NCBI's taxonomy places the organism in Eukaryota, Fungi, Ascomycota, Dothideomycetes, Pleosporales, Didymellaceae.
AUGUCUUCCACCGCAAGCACCCAGAAGAGGCAGAGCAUCCUCUCCUCCUUUGUUGCUCACGCCAAGGCACACCACGAGGGCGUGAACCAGGCAUACUCCGCCUACUACGGCUCGACCUUCACACCCACAGCCUCCACCCCCGCCUCGCUCGAGACAUCGCGCAACAACUCAGUCGUCGCCGGCAUGGUCGGAGCCCCCAAGCCCAAGACCAACGCCAACAAGCUGUGGACCGCCAUCAAGAACCACCACGAUGAGAUGAACGCCGCCUACACCGCCUACUACUCCCCCGGUGCCUCGCGCUGCAACUCUCCCCGCGGCUCCACAUCCUCCACUCCCCGCCACUCCAUCGAGGAGCCCAGGAACGAGCAGGCCGCGCCCAAGCAGCCCACCAACCUCUCCAAGCACUGGAAGCAGCUCAAGACCAAGGUGGUCGAGCACCACCGAGGCGUCAACGCUGCCUACAGGGCUGCAUACGGUGUCGGCUACUAA